AGUUCGAUUGUGAUGGUCGUGAGCAAAAGUCACCACAGGUUUGAUACAAAACCGAAUAAAAUAAUUUAUGUAGUUCGGUUGACGAAAAAGUGAUAUUUGUGAGCAAAAAUUAUAUUCAAAAUGUUCAGCAAGGCAAAAAUUCGCAGAUUUAAUGACGUUCAGAGCGAUACACCAGCGCCAGGUGCCUAUAAUCCAGUGAUACAGCAGAAAAUCAGAGGCUAUGCAACACAAAAAGCUAAAAGAUUUCCUGAUGAAAAAAUAGUUUCUAAGCCCGGCCCCUCCAAUGUAAAACCAAAGCAAAUGUUAAGACAAGAUCCUAGACCGACAAUAAAGUCGACUGUAAAUAAGAGACAAAAAAUUCAGCACGCAACUGUAACUCGAAUGCCUGGGAGAGUAGCAAAUCAUAUUUAUCGUGUAGAGAGUGAAAUUGAAAAUCUAAAAUCUAAAAUCUUGUCAGCUAUGCCGAGCAUGAAGAAUAAAGUAGACGAUUUGCAGGAAGUUUGGCAAGAUAAGAAGCAAUCAUUGGUUAUUGAUGACAAAGAGUCAGGACAACUUGUUGAUGAUAAUUUAAAUAAUAUUCUAAAGGAGAUGUCACAUUUGCUAAACGACUCACAAAAGGGCCGUUUCCAAGAGAUAGCAUUCAUACAAGCUAUGAAUGCUUAAAAAGAUUACAAGUAAACGUUAUAAAUAUUAAUUAAUUAUUAUUUAAAAUUUAAUGACGUACAGACAUGCUUAUAAAGUAAAGUUUUAAUAAUAUUGGUACAAAAAUUUUUUCAAGCAAUAUUUUUAACUUGUUAUUGUUAUUGAAAAUCACUAAUCUGUCAAUCAUCACUGUUAAUAGAACUAUGUAUUAUUGAAAGUAAUUGUUUGUAAAUAAAAAAUAAUACAUUUUUGAGGAAUAAA
Belonocnema kinseyi is the source of this 903-nucleotide messenger RNA. RefSeq lists its product as uncharacterized. The record is from RefSeq and is a predicted model, not a curated record. Bases 121 to 663 code for a protein of 180 amino acids. The transcript is spliced from 5 exons. NCBI's taxonomy places the organism in Eukaryota, Metazoa, Arthropoda, Insecta, Hymenoptera, Cynipidae.